UCUUUCUUUCGACUUUUCUUUUCCUUCUCUGUUCUUUCUUCAAUCUCUGCAAUUUCUUCCAUAUCCGGUUAACAGGUUAGGAGGUAUCACAUAUAAAUAUUAUAAUAAUGAAAUAAGCAUUAGAACCACUUAACACCUAUCAUCCUGCUGGGCAAAAGGGAUUGGUACGAUACUGAAUAUGAAAACUGAACAUCAUCUCUUCUUCUUUCUCAUACCAAUCAUACAUUUGUGGGUUCUGACUGAGGGAUUGGAAGCUUAUAAUCUCCAUAACUCUGUUGCUCCAAUCAGUAGGAAUAGUUUUCCUAAAGAUUUUACAUUCGGAGUAGCUUCAAGUGCUUACCAGAGUGAAGGAGCAGCAGAUACUGAUGGCAAGAAACCAAGCAUUUGGGAUACCUUUACCAAGAACUACCCACAAAAAAUAUUCGAUCAUAGCUCCGGUGAGGUUGCUGAGGAUUUUUAUCAUCGUUACGUGGGGGACGUUGCUUUGAUAAAAGAAAUUGGUUUUAACUCCUUCAGAUUCUCAAUCUCAUGGUCAAGAAUAUUACCAUAUGGAAGAGUUAGUGCAGGAGUGAACCAAGAAGGCAUCAAUUUCUACAAUUCUUUGAUUGAUGAGUUACUAUCAAAUGGUAUAGAGCCUUUGGUAACUCUAUUCCAUUGGGAUCUUCCACAAGCCCUUGAAGAUGAUUAUGGUGGAUUUUUAAGCCCCAAGAUUGUGAAUGAUUAUCGUGAUUAUGUGGAAUUUUGCUUUAAAGAAUUUGGAGAUAGAGUUAAAUAUUGGAUUAGCGUUAAUGAGCCAAAUUAUUUUAGUUGCUUUGGAUAUGCAACUGGAGGAACUGCACCUGGUCGUUGCUCUAACUAUAUAGGAAACUGCACAGCAGGAAAUUCUGCCACUGAACCCUACAUUGUGGUUCACCAUUUGAUUCUUUGCCAUGCAACUGCUAUAAAUUUAUAUAAUCAAAAAUACAAGGCUUCUCAGAAGGGAGCAAUUGGGAUUACUGUAACAGCAUUUUGGAAGGUGCCCAAAUUUCAAACAGUUGCUAGCAGAAAGGCUGCAUCUAGAGCCCUUGAUUUUACCAUUGGAUGGCUUCUUCAUCCUCUAACAUAUGGUGAUUACCCAGAAACAAUGCGAUCUCUGGUCGGAGAUCGAUUGCCUAAAUUUACAGAAGAAGAAUCAAAGAUGAUAAAAGGAGCCAUUGAUUUUGUUGGACUUAAUUACUAUACUGCAAGAUACGUUGAUGAUGCUACAUCUACCAAUUUAAGUUACACAUCAGAUGGCCAUUUCAUUGAAACCACUAACAAAAAUGGAAUUCCUAUCGGCCAACAGACCGGUUCGAGUUGGCUAUACAUUUAUCCAGAGGGAAUUCGAAAAUUAUUGCUGCAUAUAAAAAGAAAUUACAACAACCCUCCAAUUUAUAUCACUGAAAAUGGAAACUAUUAUUUUUUUUCCUUGGCAGGAUUGGAAGAUAAUAGCUCUAUUUCAAUGAAGGAUGCACUUAAUGAUAGCCUGAGGAUAAAAUACCAUAAACUUCAUCUAUCAUACCUCCUAGAAGCCAUCAAGGAAGGAGUUGAUGUGCGAGGAUAUUACAUAUGGUCAUUUCUGGAUGAUUUUGAGUGGAUGUUUGGUUACACCGUUCGAUUUGGCAUCACAUAUAUCGAUUACGACAAUGGGUUAAAAAGAAUUCUAAAAUCCUCUGCUUUGUGGUUCAAGAAUUUUCUCCAACAAGAAAAUGAAACCUCUGCAAAUUCUUUGUUUUCCUCACAAUGACUUCAAAUUAGAGAAGACGAAAAUGGCAGAUUCAGUCUUCUCAAAACCAAAAAAAGGGCUUCUUUAUCUUGUGGUUGGAACUUGGAAGUUGCUUCUUGUUCCAAGGAAUCUUUUUUAGGUAUUAGAUUCCUUUAUAUUCAUGGAUAAUAUAUUGUAAUUGCACAUUAUAUUAAUAUAAUAUAAUAAUUAAAAAUCUUUUUCUUUUUCU
This is a messenger RNA of Jatropha curcas, 1973 nucleotides long. RefSeq names its product beta-glucosidase 17. Gene Ontology annotation, molecular function: beta-glucosidase activity. Gene Ontology annotation, biological process: carbohydrate metabolic process. NCBI's taxonomy places the organism in Eukaryota, Viridiplantae, Streptophyta, Magnoliopsida, Malpighiales, Euphorbiaceae. The record is from RefSeq and is a predicted model, not a curated record.